Messenger RNA from Melampsora larici-populina 98AG31, 2980 nucleotides. RefSeq lists its product as uncharacterized. Bases 554 to 2374 code for a protein of 606 amino acids. The transcript has 4 exons. Lineage: Eukaryota; Fungi; Basidiomycota; Pucciniomycetes; Pucciniales; Melampsoraceae. The record is from RefSeq and is a predicted model, not a curated record. Gene Ontology annotation, molecular function: methyltransferase activity.
AUUGAUUACACCAUUCCCCCAUUCUAUUUCCUCAACCCACCGGGACCCAGUUUCAACCGCCCUUCGAUGUACUUCAACUUACAUGAAUCUCUUUUUUUUCAUUUGUAGCUUGGUUCUACGUAAAACUACUUAAUCUACACAUGUCUGUGCUAAAUUAUUUUUUUUGAUUAAAGCAGUGGGCCAUUAUUUUAAUACGGCAAGUUUCGCAAGCAAAAAAAAACAAAAGAGUACCAGCAGAUUAUUCAAAGUUUUUGAGGGCUCAUCUCAUCAGGUCUCAUCCCUCAAUCGCUUCAACUGAAAAAAAAAAUAACGACUAUAAAAGCUUUUCGAACAUCUCGCUUCAAUCGAACUGAUUCCGUUCUGUUGGUCAAGUAAUCCAUCGACAAGAUUUGAAUUUCUACAUCAACUUCAAGCCUUUAUAGCUUGUACCUCUUUCCAAACCAAUCCCAACCGAAAUCACAACCAACAACAACAACAAAAAGUCAUUCUUGUUUACAUUUAUCCUUUCAAAAAGUUCAUCCACUUUUUUUGAAACAACCUAAAAUAUCCAACUAUGCCACAUUUGCAAAAUACUCUCGAAUCAAAACAAAUGACCACAAAGUUUCAUCAUCCAUUAAAACAACCCAUCAAUCCAUUAUUCUCAGCCCAUCAUGAAGAACCACAACAACAAGCAAUUGAAGUCAAUCAUCGAAGUACCACAAGUUUUUCAAAAAAACAAUUAAUAUAUCAAUUCAAAUCAACUGCACCAUCUUCAGUGUCACCCACCCAAUCCACUUCAUCUCUAUCACCUGUCCCAUCACCCAUGACAACGAUUUCAAAUGGAUCUAUCCUUUCUUCAUCUUCUUGUCACAAAACAAUUGAUCAUAAAGCUUCAUCAGAUCCGCCUACGAGUACAUUUUCUAAACCGUCUUGGUCUAAGAAAAAGUUUAGCUUCACCACUACUACUCCAUCACAUUCUCAAUCAGCUCCUAAUUCGAAAAAAUCUAUUCAAUCUCAACGAAAACAAUUUCCUACACCUCAUUCUUAUUACCCUUGGUUUAUUAAAUUAGAAAAUGAUGAAAAACAUCAUCCAUUUGAUCCUGAUCAAAUUCCAUAUUGGUUAUCAUACGAACCAGAAGUAAUGGAUCAUUAUACUUUAAUGAUGUAUGCAUCAUCAAAUGAUCCAUUUCGAUUACCAUUCACAGGUCCCACGAAUUCAGAAUUACCUAAAGUAAUAUUAGAUUUAGGUUGUGGCCCUUAUGGGACUUGGUCUCAUGCAGUAAUUCAAAAAUAUGGUGAUCAAACUCAAACUGAAUUAAAAGUCAUCGGAUUAGAUAUUUGUCCAGUUCAAUCGGUUUAUCAAAAUGAUGGGUUUCAUCAAUUACAAUUUAUUCAACAUGAUUUUUUGAAUUAUUUACUUCCUUUUCCUGAUGAUACUUUUGAUUAUAUUCAUUCAUCAUUUAUUGCAACAGGAGUACCGGAAGAUAAAUGGUCAAAAUUAUUAGAAGAACUUUUAAGAGUAUUAAAACCAGGAAAGAAAUUAGAAAUCAUUGAAACUAAUUUAAAUCCGAAUUUAAAAACGUAUGAAAUUUUAGAUACAAGAUUUAUUUCACCAUUUCCAUUAUCGAUCAUACCUGCACAAUUAUCUAUGUUAGAUGGUGGUAGUUCAGUUGAAAGAAGAAGAAUCGAAUUUGAAGAAAUCAAUCCAACAAGCCAACCUGAAGUCAAUCAAAACAUCUUUAUUUUAGAAAAUCAUGAUAAGGAACAAGACGAAAAGAAGAUCAAGAAAAGUAAGAAAUCAUUGGAUUUAAAUCAUCAAAUGAAUUCUAAUUGGAAUUUAUUAAAUCAUACACAUCAUUUAUCAUUAAAGGUAUCACAAGCCAGAGGAGCAAAGAAACCAUCUAAUCUAUCAAAACCUACACCUGCUUCUACUUUUACAGACACGACUUCAGGAAUGAUAUCUAAACUGUUGAUCGAAAGGUUCGGUUGGAACCCAGAGAUGGAUCAACGUUCCUUUCAAAGUCUCAAAAAACAAUACCAACAUUACUCAUCAUCAUUAACAUCGAUCGAAAUGAAAAUCUCAAAUUACAGAACGGUUUUAAAAACGUUUUAUAACUCCAAAGAUUUAUCUAUCAUCACCACUCAUUCAGCCACCGAGAGAAUCGAACAUAUUAAAGAAUUGAUCGAUAAACUUUUACUACAGAAAUCGGAAACUAAAAAACUCUUUCAAACUGUUCGAAAUGAACUUCAUAAUGUUAAGAAUCGAUUAGGUUGUGAAAUCGAUUUAGGUUAUUGUUUAGGUGUGGGUGAAAAGAACGUUGUGACGGAUGAUGAGAAAGUGGUUAAUGUUUCUAAAUCGAUCAGGAUCGAAUCUUUCUUGGUACUGAAGAAUUGAAUUCAAAACAAACUAAUUGUAGUGUUCAGUUUUUUGAUUAAACUUUUGAACAAUCAGAUCACUUUUGAUGAAUGAAAUUCUUUUGUUGUUUUGAAAUCCUGAAGAGAAUGCUGAAAAGAUUCAGAAAUUCUGUUGCUGCUGUUGUUGUUGUUGUUGUGACACUAAUCUUUCUUUCUUUUUUAUCUUUUGCUUGAAACAUUAUUGAUGAUAAUCUUUCACAAUGUACAUGUUUAUUUGAUUAGUUGAUAUGUUCAUCUGUCUAUUUAUAUAAGUGGUCUAUAUAUGUGUGUUCUUUUUCUUUUGAUUAAUCUGUUCCUUCUUUAUGAUUUCCUUUUUUCUUUUCUUAUUAAAAAUUUGUUGUUGAUAUGAGUAAACAAUCCUUUUUAAAAAAUUAAAUUAAAGUUUUUUAAUGAAAAUAUUGUUUUUUUUUGUCCGAUUACUUGCUAUUUUCAUCUGUGUAUUUAUUAAGUGGUCUAUAUAUAUAUAUGUUUUGUUUUUCUUUUUAUUGAUCUGUUCCUUCUUUAUGAUCCCUUUUCCUUAUUGAAAUUGUUGUUGUUAUGAGUAAAGAAAAUUUGGAAAAAAUUAAAUUGAAGUUUUUUAAUGAUC